CUCGCUUGCAACUUGCCACAUGUUACUUCAAGUGAUUGUUAGUUGUUCGUUUUGAUACAUCUCAACAGACGACCUUAUCCUCGCAAAGUAGUAAUAGGGGGAAGUCAGACGGUACUGUAUUUGCAUGAAUUUUUGCUGGUUUCAUUUGGGGGCGCCCUCAUGGCCUUAAAGCUGCGACCUUUGGUCAGGAUUUUGGUGUUUUUGACUGAAUAAAGGGAGGCUAUUUCAGACUUUUUUUUUGUUAAAUUUGUUUAGCAAGAUGGUUUCAGGAAUCUGAACAUGCUACCUUAUCCUGAAACGAUCUGAGUGUCUGCUAAGGCCCUGUUUGGGACCGAGUAUGCUUAGCUUAUAAGCAGAAAAAGCAAAUUAAUCCCGCCAAACUACUCAUGUCGGCUGGCCGCCCGCAACAGUAAAACGCCGAAAAUGAACUAGGCGCUGCAAAAUCGCAGAAGCGAUCUUGGAGCUGCGUUGCGCUUAUAUGCCACACGAUUUUUUAGCUCGCGGCCCCAAACAGGGCCUAAAGCUCGCUCAGAGUAUUGUAUUGGCCUAUUUUGUGCUGACCUUGGGGAACUCUCUUCUUAAAGCUGUAAUCUUUGAUUAGCAAUUUUGGUGUUUCUGAAAAAAAGGCAGCUUAUGUCGACUUCAAUAGUGAAUUUCUUUAGCAAAAGGGGUUCACUAAAUCACUAGUAUUGGGCUAGAUCCGAACAGGCAACCUCAUAUCGCAGAGUUGGGGCAGGGAUAAUCAGAGGGAUAGCUAAAGCUCUCCUUUAUUCUAUCUCCCUGGUUUCAAGCUUCCUUACUUAGGAAACUGUCUUAAAGCUGCAAUCUGUGAUCAAAUUUUGAUCUGUUGACAAUAUAAAGGAAGAAUAUUUCGACUUGAGUUGUGAAUUUGCUUAGCAAAUAGUUUUCAGGAAAGCUAAGACACCAUUACAUAAUACAUCCUCUUAUAUCCCUCAGAUGCAUCAAGUACCAAACAAAAUGGUACUUGUGCUCUGUUGUGACCCGAUAGAAGAGGAUAUAGAUCCAAGGCCAGAUGCUUGAUUUUAACUAAAUAAGGGCGCAGUGGUGUGUCUAUGAGAAAAAAACGGAUGGACUUCUGAUAGUGAAUCUACUUCUAAAGACUUUUUCUAUAAUAGUGUUCAUAUGACAUUAACAUCAGUAGUUUAUUAGUGGAGAAAAUAUUCAAUUUGAAGUCAGCCAUAAGUUGUCGUGAGUCCUAAGGUGAUGUAGGGCAAUAGAUUUUUCAGGGUUCAACUAAGGAGUUACUAUGGCAUUUUCAGAUUGUUAACAUACUUUGUCAUAGUUCAUCUCAUGGCAUUUUUAGUUUCCAUUAUGUACCAGUGCUGACUGCUCAGCUAUCUUAGUCUGAUGACAUCAGACCAAUGGAAGUCCUGCCAUUGUCUUGUGCAGCAUAGGGAAAGGAAACAACCUUACAUGCAGAAGUGCACAAUCAACUCAUGGAACGUGGCGACCAAAUAUUAAACUUGAAGACCUGCCGGAGGAUGUGCUAGACAGGGUAUUUUCAAAGUUACAGCUCAAUGAGGUUGUUCGGACCAGUGUGCUCUCAAGUAAGUGGAGGCAUAUGUGGACAAUUUCUUCCAAACUAAGGAUUGAUUGCAUUGCAAUAUGUGGCAGACCUCGAUAUUUCUGCAACAAACCAAACUACACCAUGGAAUUCAUUGAUGGUGUUAAUACGGUGUUGCAACAGCUUCGUGGCAAGGUGGUUGAAUAGCUUGAGGUCAAAUUUGAAUUUGAGAGCAUAUUAAUUGAUCAUCUGAACAAUUGGAUUAGUUUUGCCGUGUCAUCACUUGUGAAGAAUCUAGUUCUGGAUUUAGCACCAGCUGAAUUUGUGGUUGUCAAGAAUGGCUACAGUGUCAAGAAUAGCUACAUGUUUCCCAUUGAAUUGUUCGAUGGUGCAUCCAUAUCACGGAUGCAACAUAUUAAGCUUAGCUGCAUAUCCUUCAGACCACGUUCCCUGUUUAGGGGUUUCCCAAACCUGAUGAAGCUUGAUCUGCAUCUAUUUGAGGUGUCUGAAAUGGAUCUUGAUGCCAUGCUGUCAGGUUGUGCUAAUCUUGAGUGGUUGAGCUUCAUUAGAUGUCAUGUCAAUGAUGAAUUGAAGGUAAAACAGCCGUUGUCCCGUUUGCUGUACUUGCGCAUUGCGCAUUGCAGCAUAAAAAAGGUAGAAUUACAUGCAAAAAAUCUCAAAACUUUUGUAUACCAUGGGGUGCAAUUACCUAUUGACCUUGGUGAAGUUAAGAAACUAGAAAUAGCAGAACUUCAUUUGUAUGGUAUCACUUUUGAGUAUGCCCUAUGUGUACUUCCAAGUGUGCUCCCAGGUGUGCAAAACUUCACCUUGCAGACUUAUUAUCUACCAUUAGAGAUGCCCUUAUUACCGGAAAACAUUGGCAGAUUUUCCCAGCUGAGAUUUUUACGGCUGUUGCUCGUUGUAAAUUACGGUGAAAGCGACAAUAUUCUCUCGCUGGCAUCCUUCCUCAGGGCUGCCCCUUUAAUUGAGGAGGUUGAGGUGCAUUUUGAUGUGUCUUGCUUGGAAGGUGUGGGAUGGGGAACUCUCCAGAGUCUUCCACCUCAUUCAUAUACUUAUCUAAGGAAAGUGCAUAUUACAGGGUUUAAUGGGAUUAUGGGACAACUUGAAUUUUUAGCACAUAUCGUGGAAAAUGCCCCUGCCCUAAGGAUUUUAAAUAUAGAUCCAAGAAAGAAGUUGGGUCGUUGUAGGUGUACGGCUUCAGAUUUCUUGGCUAGUCGAGCUUCUGUUAGAAGUAAGCUUAAUGGAAAGAUCUUGCCUGGCACGGAGGUUAACAUUCUGUAGGAAUUCUUUUGUGACCCUGUGCAAGAGGUCGAAUGCUGUGCAGCCGCAAUUAUUCUUUAGUUGUGUUCUGGGCAUGUGAUGAAUCAAGUCUAUGCCUUUUUUUUUUCUUGAAACGAAUCAGGCAGGAGAGCAUAUGAAGCCUAGACUGGGCAUGCCCAUUAUAUUAAAACUUUGUCCUUGUAACAUUUAAUAAAUCAUAUGCUCUGUUUGUAACUUUAUAUAUAGUAAUGUAUAUUUUGGUUUCAACUGACGCAAACAUGAUAUAUAUAUAUUACAAAUUUAUAUGCA
This is a messenger RNA of Panicum virgatum (switchgrass), 3115 nucleotides long. RefSeq lists its product as uncharacterized. The coding region runs from base 1889 to 2827 and encodes 312 amino acids. Lineage: Eukaryota; Viridiplantae; Streptophyta; Magnoliopsida; Poales; Poaceae. The transcript is spliced from 4 exons. The record is from RefSeq and is a predicted model, not a curated record.